Messenger RNA from Kazachstania africana CBS 2517, 456 nucleotides. It is a transcript of the gene PEX4, whose product is annotated as E2 ubiquitin-protein ligase peroxin 4. Lineage: Eukaryota; Fungi; Ascomycota; Saccharomycetes; Saccharomycetales; Saccharomycetaceae. The transcript has a single exon. The coding region runs from base 1 to 456 and encodes 151 amino acids. The record is from RefSeq and is a predicted model, not a curated record.
AUGGAAUCAAGGAUACUCAAGGAAUAUAAAGACUCAAGGUCGUUACAAUCACAAUACAUACUAGCUCUGGACCCCAUAUCCACAGACGACUUGACUCAUUGGGAAUGCACGAUAAAAGGCCCUUUACACUCACCAUUUGCAAACCACACUUUCAAAUUACGCAUUGAUAUUCCACAAACUUACCCUUUAACGACACCAAUCUGUAAAUUUGAACCUUUUGCAAUGCCUCAUCCAAAUGUUAAUUUCGAAACGGGUGAAAUUUGCCUCGAUAUACUGGAUACAAAUUGGUCCCCUGUGUUCAAUAUCCAAUACAUAGUAGAAGCAAUAGUAUGGUUAUUGAAUGAACCCAACUUCAAAUCCCCUUUGAACUUAGACCUGGCAAAUUUAUUAAGAUUUGAUGAUUUGAAAGCCUAUCAUGAUUUGAUAAGUUACCAUCUCAAUAACUCAGCAAAAUGA